This is a messenger RNA of Brassicogethes aeneus, 677 nucleotides long. NCBI's taxonomy places the organism in Eukaryota, Metazoa, Arthropoda, Insecta, Coleoptera, Nitidulidae. The record is from the annotation of a GenBank genome assembly.
GGUGUCUGUUGAUUGGCCGUGAACAUUUGUUUUCGAGGUGAUUGUGUUCUGUGACAAGAUAUAUACAACCAUAACAAGAUGAAUCUUUUUGUUUUGCCUUUAUUUUGUUUACUUCUAGUCAACGUAGUUUUAGCACACAAUAAAAUCUCAAGAGUGAGGUUAGAGAGUUGUCCAGGAUGUUCCCUGAACCGCCUACACGAAGUUAAACAAUUCUUCUAUGAAGAUGUACCAAAGUAUGAAAAUGUCGAGUGGAAAAGAAUUGGUGGUGCUCCACCAGAGGCAAUAUUUUUAGAUGAAAACGAUGAGGAAGUUGAACGUCACAUGUUAAAAGAUAAAAGCAGGGAAGAAUGCAAUACACUCCUUACUAGCAGGGGUUUUAUUAUGAAUGAAGAUAAGGAACUUUAGGUGUUGUAAAAAUAUUCAGAAUUUAAAUCAUUUAAUUUAUUCAGCUAAAUAUUCACAAUAAUAUAUAUACAAUUCAAGAUACAAAAUUAUAUCGAUAUUUUAAACAGGUACCUUGAAUAAAAUUUGAUAAUAAUUAUAGUCUGUAAUUUACUUGGUACCUACUUAGCAUUUAAUUAAAAUUAAAUAUAUAUUAUAUUUUUAAAUUAUUUAAUAGAUAAAAUGUAAAAGUAUGGAACUAUAUAAAUAGUACCUAUACAUUGAUGUUGGUUGAG